Xylaria bambusicola is the source of this 594-nucleotide messenger RNA. RefSeq lists its product as uncharacterized. The coding region runs from base 1 to 594 and encodes 197 amino acids. The transcript has a single exon. The record is from RefSeq and is a predicted model, not a curated record. Lineage: Eukaryota; Fungi; Ascomycota; Sordariomycetes; Xylariales; Xylariaceae.
AUGGAUCCCAAGCACAGAGCCAUCAUAAACUCCAUCCGCGACCGCCUCCUAGAAACCAUCGACAUAGAAGUCCGACUCCAGACCCUGACCCUACGCGCGCGAGGCACAUCAGCAUGGUGGCACCUGGGCGCAGGCGCGAACGGCCGGGGGCAAAUCCCGCCAAGCGACCUCGAGACAGCGACCUCAGCCGCCUCGACAGUGCUACGAAACAUCGAUCUGCAAGAGACAUUCGAGGACGACGCAGACCUCCACCUCGCGCGCGCGACGAAGGCAGGCGUAGAAUACCUAGCCUCGCUCGCCGCGGCCCUCGGGGAGAUCCACGCGAGCCUGCGCGCGCUGCACGAAGCGCAGACGCAGAAGGACCGGCGCGGCUACGACGUCGCCUUCGAGAACUACGUGCGCCAUUCGCAGGAUGCCGUGGUCGGCGCGUAUAAGGGGAAGGCCGGCGGGAACAAGUCCCCGCUGAGCCGGGUCUGGAACGCCGAGGACGUCACGCUGGCUGAGCGCGUCGAGGCCGGGGGCGAGGUCUCGUGGGACGAAUAUAUUGAGAACUCUCUUGUCGAGGGCGAUCCGAUGGAGGUGGAUGAGGGUUAG